Messenger RNA from Sesamum indicum (sesame), 1130 nucleotides. NCBI's taxonomy places the organism in Eukaryota, Viridiplantae, Streptophyta, Magnoliopsida, Lamiales, Pedaliaceae. The record is from RefSeq and is a predicted model, not a curated record.
UUUCCCCACCCUCUCAUAUAAACUCCUCAUUCACACAUUCAAAUCUUUACAGAUAUUCAAUUCCGUUACUCAUAUCCUCAUCCCUCCACCUCCGCGCCGCCGCUUGUCUUCUGAACCUCAGACCUCCGCUACCUCCACCUCCUCCGCCUCCGCUUAUCCUUCAAAGCCCAGAAAAGAAACUGACAUUUCUGAUGAUUUAUUCUUCAGGAAAAACAAACCAUGUCGAAUCAAACUUCUGAAAUCAGCUUCGUUCUCACCCAUCCAGCCGUCUCCAUGAACAAUCCAUUCCUUGAACUCUCCAAAAUAAAAACCCUACUUUACUUGAUCGUUUAGCAAUUUCGAAGAAGUGGAGAAACCCGAAAAACAAAAAAAAAACAUGGGUAGGAUACGAGGUUUCUUGCUAAAACACCGAGUCGCCCUAUUUCUCCGGCAGGUUUUCCGGCAGAGGUUCGCGCUGGCGUCGUACCGCCGACUAAGUCCACCUCAAACCAUCCGGGUCAAACCCUUCUCUGGGCUGAUCAGCUGGACCCGCCGCCUGAGGACAAAAGCAAAGGCAAUAGUAGCAAGCAAUCAUGAGAUGGAUCGAGGUUACAUCCGGGUCGGGCAAGAACCGGCUAUUGAGAAACCCGUGCCCGCCCCGAAAGGGUACAUGGGAGUUUAUGUGGGUCAGAAAGAUGGUGAUCAUCAGAGGGUUUUGGUGCCCGUGGUGUACUUCAACCACCCUUUGUUUGGGGAUUUGCUGAAAGAGUCAGAAAACGAAUACGGGUUUGAUCAUCCGGGUGGGAUUACCAUCCCCUGUCGGAUCUCGGAGUUUGAGCGUGUCCAGACCCGGAUCAAGGCGGUUCGGUGUACCCGGAAGUUGCUGAAGUGGACCCGACCCCGGUAGGGCUUGAUGGGUUGACGGGUUCGCUUCUGCAUGGGGAGUGUGAUGAUGACGAUAGGGCCAUGUUUUCAUAUUGGUGAUAGAUAGUUAUAUUUAGCAUCUUCUAUUUUUAGAAUAUUCUAUUUAAGACCCUCAGCUUUCCUAUUUUCUGUUGUAGUUUAAUUUUCUUUUGUUUUAUGUUCGGUUGAUAUUGUAGUGUAAUAAUAACAUAAAUAAAGUUGUAUAAAUGGUUGACAAAUUUUGGAUU